Molecule: messenger RNA, 463 nt
Organism: Frankliniella occidentalis (western flower thrips)
Lineage: Eukaryota; Metazoa; Arthropoda; Insecta; Thysanoptera; Thripidae
Exons: 3
Coding region: 1-303 (100 amino acids)
Source: RefSeq, a predicted model, not a curated record
AUGGGGGGCGACCAAAUCCAGCUCGAGGACGAGGCAUUGUUCGUCGAAUUGACAAACCUAUAUUACCAACUGGACGGAGCACCUUUGGUGGCCCUGCCUGCCCCCGUGCCAGCCCCAGCACCCGAGGCCACCCCCGCCCCCGAGCAGCCCCGGGCCUUCUGGGAGGAUGGCACUGUUCAGGGGGACGACUUCUUCAUUGAGGAAGAUGAAGCAACACUCAGGGUCAAAGCCCUCAAUAGCAUGAAGAAGAAGAAGGCUAAGACAAUGAAGAAGGAAAAGAAAUUGAAGAAACAAAAGUUGUAGCAUUCUUUUUUAUUUUUUUUACUGUUCAUCUGUGAUUUUUUAAUGUGAUCGUGUCAUCUUCAUCUCUCUAGGGUUUCGUUUCACCACCCAAUAUUUUUUUUACCAAUCAUCACCUCAUCGCUAGAGAGUAUCGUUUCACCUUCAUUAAGCUGUGAUUUUU